AUGCAUAGCACCUUGGUUGCUGUUUUCGCCGCAGCGCUCUGCCUCAUCCCUGGCGUCCAGGCCUUUACCGAUCCUUGCAUCUACCAGAGUUACAAGUGUGGCUUUAAUCUACUCAGCGAAUAUGGCUACAACAUUACCGAGCUCGCCGACGCUGUCGCCAGCACGCCAUCUAUUCCGCCCCUCCCCGAUACUUUGCUUCUCCAGGUCACCUACCGUUGCAUCAAUAUCUACGGAGGGAUCGUCGGCAACGCGUACUGCUUUGCGGGCUGUAUCGACAUGAAAGAGACUCUCUCUAAUGACCAGUGCGCCCUGUAA
Molecule: messenger RNA, 315 nt
Organism: Trichoderma citrinoviride
Lineage: Eukaryota; Fungi; Ascomycota; Sordariomycetes; Hypocreales; Hypocreaceae
Exons: 2
Coding region: 1-315 (104 amino acids)
Source: RefSeq, a predicted model, not a curated record